GGGGCGCGGGGAGGGGGAGCUCGAAACAGACAGAGGGGUUCCAGGGCCCCCACAGCCCCUGCCCCCCUCCCAAUCCCCUUUAGUCUGACCAGGGUGGUGUGGUCCCCCAGCGGAGCAUGAGGAUGCUUCAUUUGCAGGGGAGGGAGGGGGGCCUCCAAAGGCCCUUAGGUCCAGGCUCCCAAAUGACCCUGAUGCACCUCUGAAAAGAGGACAUGUUUGCAUCUGGUGCUCAAAACUGGAGGUGUGGGGUUUGCCCCAUAGGGGGCUGGAGUUUGGACCGUGGGGAUUCUGGGCUCUCUUGCUGCUCUUGAGUCAGAUGGGGAGAAGAAGUACCUGCGCUUUCCGGAAUUUGCAGUGACAAACAAUAUGCUGCGUUUGGGAGCUUUUCAGCCCAGUAGCUCAGCAACCUGUACAACAACCCUGCAAGGCAGGCCAGGAUGAUCACCUCUUGGUGGCAGACGGGGAUGGCUGGGAGAGUGCGGCUUGACUGCUUAGUGAGUUUGUGGCAGUGACAAGGCUGGAAGGAGAUUCAGAGUUCAAGCCUUUGCAAGGCCGGGUUUGUGUGAGUGGAUCUCCGUAGAAGUCCAGAGGGUUUGCCGAACCAGAAAAGCCUGCAGAAGGCGCCCGCUCUGAGUGGAUUCCAGCCCGGGCCAGGGUCUCUGGGAGUGGUUUCCCCCCUCUGGCUCAGCUUGUCCUGUGUCUAAGAUGCUUUUAGCGGCAACUUUGGGGACCGUCUUCCUCCUGGGAGCCGUGCCCUCGGUGGCCAGGGAGUCUCGUGGCCACAUCUCGGUGAUCCUCCUCGGUGCCACAGGAGACCUCGCCAAGAAGUACUUGUGGCAGGGCCUGUUCCAGCUCUACUUGGAUGAGGUGAACAAUGGGCACUCCUUCACCUUCCACGGGGCCGCCACUACAGAGCCCAAGCAAGGCCAGAAGGUGAUGUACAACCGCCUGAAGAAACUGGCGUGCCCGCCUGAUGUGCCGCCGGACAGGUGUGCCGUGGUGAAGGACCAGUUCCUCAAGCUCACGGAGUACCGCCAGGUCAAGACCGCAGAGGACUACGCUGCGCUGAGCCAGGAGAUUCAGACUGUCCUUCGUCAGGAGGAACUGGAGGAAGCAGGCCGGAUCUUCUACUUCUCCGUGCCCCCCUUUGCCUACACAGAGAUUGCCCGCCACAUCAACAGCAGCUGCAGGCCACUGCCUGGGGCCUGGCUACGGGUGGUCCUGGAGAAACCUUUCGGCCAUGAUCUCCGGUCUGCCCAGCAAUUGGCUGGUGAGCUGAGGACCUUUUUCCGGGAGGAGGAGAUGUACCGAGUGGACCAUUACCUUGGCAAGCAAGCUGUGGCCCACAUCUUACCGUUCCGAGACCAGAACCGACACCAUUUGGACCCCAUCUGGAACAGGCACCAUGUGGAGCGGGUGGAGAUUGUCCUGAAGGAGACAGUGGAUGUGAAAAACCGCACCGGUUUCUAUGAACAGUACGGGGUCCUUCGCGACAUCCAUCAAAACCACCUGACGGAGGUGCUGAUGUUCCUGGCCAUGGAGCUGCCUGCAAACAUCAGCAGCUCGGAAGACAUUCUCCGGAGCAAGCUGCAAACGUUCACGGCGCUUCAGGCCCUGGAGAGGAGCAGCGCUGUGGUUGGCCAGUAUGGAGCCUACAACGGCCACGUGAGGGAGGAGCUGCAGAAGGAGCAGGGCUAUUUCAGCAGGACGCCCACCUUUGCAGGGGUCCUGGUUCACUUGGACAGCCUGCGCUGGGAAGGGGUCCCCUUCCUUCUCAUCUCUGGGAAAGUCCUUGACGAACGAGUCGGCUAUGUCCGCAUCCUGUUCAAGAACAGAGCUUACUGCAUCCAAAACGAAACAAUGCAGGACGCUGAGAGCAGCCAAUGCAAAGCCAAGCAGAUCAUCUUCUACAUCGGCCAUGGAGAGCUGAAUUCUCCCUCUGUCCUUGUGAGCCGCAAUUUGUUCAAACCUGUCAUGCCGGAGGGCAGCUGGAAGGAAGUCCUGGACCUCCCACACUUGCGUCUCUUUGGGCAGCCUCUCUCUGAGUACUAUGCGUACGUCCCCAUGAUGGAGAGGGAUGCAUAUUCCAUCCUGAUCUCCAGGAUUUUUCAUGGCAAGAAGGACUCCUUCAUCACCACAGAGAAUCUGCUGGCCUCUUGGGAGUUUUGGACCCCGUUGCUGGACAGCUUAGCUAGCGAGGUGCCCCGCUUGUAUCCUGGGGGCCAUGAAAACAAACACCUCCUGGAUUUUGAGAUGGUGGGUAGGCAAGUGUCCUUUGUGGUGACAGAGAUGGUGGAGGUGAUGCACGCUAGGGACGAGCAAAAGCCAGACGCCUACAAGACCAUUCAGUCCAGGUUCCGGCAAAGCCAGUUGAUUACUGCUUGGUCAGAUGAACUGAUCGGCCGCCUGGCGUUGGACAUUGAAGCAGCAGCGGCAGCUGCCAUUGGGAAAUCCAGGGCGUUCCACUUGGCACUCUCUGGUGGCUCGACUCCCCUAGCUCUGUUCAGGCAGCUGGCUGUGCACCACUAUGGUUUCCCCUGGGGCCACACCCAUCUGUGGUUGGUGGAUGAGCGCUGCGUCCCUCUCACCGACCCGGAGUCCAACUUCCGGCACCUGCACGACCACUUGAUCCAGCUGGUCCGGGUCCCCUACUUCAACAUCCACCCUAUGCCAGUGCACCUCAACCGGAGGCUCUGUGUGGAGGAGGACAAGGGCCCAGAGUUGUAUGCCAAAGAGAUCUCAGCGCUGGUGGCCAAUGCCAGCUUCGACCUGGUGCUGCUUGGGGUGGGCGACGACGGGCACACGGCGUCCCUCUUCCCGCGCUCGCCCGUUGGCCUGGAGGGAAGCCAGGAGGUGGUGUUCGCCGAGAGCCCUGUCAAGCCUCACCAGCGCAUGACGCUCACCUUGCCGCUUAUCAACCGAGCCAAGCAGGUCUCGGUGCUUGUGAUGGGGAAGGGCAAGCAUGAUAUUGUGACCGUGGUCAGCCGGGCGGGGCAUGAACCCAAGAAAUGGCCCAUUUCUGGGGUCAACCCCAGUUCCGGGCAGAUUGCCUGGUAUGUGGACUAUGAAGCUUUGCUCGGCUGAUGUUUCAUUAGCAGCUUCACCUCAUCCUUCCAUGUUGCUGUCAGGUCCUUCUGUCUUUGCAUUAUGGCUCAUUCUGUCCUCACGGGAGUCUUGCUCUCUGGAGGUGUGAAGACCCACUGGCUGGCUGUUAAAGAUGAGGGGAUCAGAAUUUUCUUAGUGGAUCGGCCCAGGGUCCAUCCGGUCCCACAUUCUGUAUCCUACAGCAGCCACCCAGGUCUCCUCAGCACCCAGGAGAUACGCAAUCAGGGAUGGGGGUGAUGAUUUAUCCUGAAGUUUGUCCCCCAACUAUUAGUACCACUGUCUCUGCACAUGAAGGCUUCAUGUGGCUAUCAUGGCUAAGAGCCAUGGUAGCCUUGCCCUCUCCCAUGAGCUUAUCUGCUCUAAUUCCUGAAAGCACUCUAAGGUGGUAGCCAUCAUUGCAUCCUGUGAGGGAGAGUUCCAUAGGUUAAUAAUUCAGGCUUGGAAACUUAUGAGCAAGGCGUUUGAGUGCCAAGUGACAAUUUUCCAAUUCUUCCUCCUGCUUGAAGUCAAGCUUCUUUACCACUGUGUGCCUCAGUUUCUCUGAGAGAGAGGGAGAGAGAGAGAAGGGGUUUAUAAAUGACCUACCCUGCAGAGAUGGCCUACAACCUCUUCUGAUGAUUUCCCUUUGUUUCAUUGGUCCCUUGAAGGACCGUUUGGACAUUUGCCAGCAGUUUUACCCUACAGUAAAUGGCUCAAGAUCUUUGCAGCACUGAAAAUGUGUGUAUUGCGUAUUUUAAAGAGGCCUGGUUUUCUGAAUACAUUAUACAAAUUAAGCAUGUAUGCAAAAACAUGCAUGCCUCUUGCGUAACUUGCUUCUGCUGAGGCGACCUGCUUCAGGUCAUCUGAGGCUUCCGAGAUCUCACUGGGCAUUGUCCACUCCUUACAAGGAGUGUCGGCACACCAGCCAUUCCCAAACCUACGUAGCAUCCCCAACCUAUGUGGCUUGACCCUUCAGCAAGCCUAACUGAAAGAGACCCCUGCUUUGUUCAGUGGGGCUUACUCCCAGGAAGGUCUGCAGGAAGUUGCCACUUUUGAUUUGAUGUGGGUCAACUUGCCUAAGCCAACCCAUUUGGGCCACUAGGUGGUGCUGUUGCACAGGUCUCGAUUUGCCUGGGUACAGAAUUGGUAAUUGGUAUAAUAAUUCGUGUUUGGCUUUGUGCAAGGUGAACAAGACCUUCAGGACAAUGUGGAGGCCUUCCCUGGAAGCUUGUCUGGGGAUGCACAGGAAGAUCAGUGGUGGAGAGCAAGCAUGGCUGUUGGUACCGAUCUUUCCGCCCAUGUGCCACUGGAGGCACAACCGGUGCAAUGCACAAACUGAGCGUGCACUCAGAAUCCUCCGCAAUGUGCUGGCUUGUUUGUUUUUCUUUGCAAACAUGCAGAGGUUCCUUGGUAGAGCAGCAGCUACUCAUACAGAGACCUAACAGGCGACUCCUCUGCGGGUGGGUCAAAUGAGCAGUAUGUCUCUGCAUUAGCCGCGACUGAAGGAUGCGGUCAUGCGUGAUCCAUCCCCAACAGAGGUUGAUUGGAAUGAGGAAAGAUCAGAACAGGAAAUCACACAGAGGAGCAGUAGGCAGCCUGUGGAAAUUACUGCUCCGAUAUAAAGAAUGUGCCUUAUAUAAAUACUACCAAACUCUGAAAGGGUUUUGUCUCUCCAGAGAGAUGCAGACACAUAUCUGACUUUCUGUGCAAGGUCAGCCAUGGCAUUUAAUUCUACUGAUGCUCUUUAAACAAAAUGCCCUCCGUGUUUGCUCAGAGGAAUCAAUUGUUGAGUGGUUUUAUAUGUCUUCUUUUUUCUUUUUAAAUGAACACUGGAAAUAAAGUUUUAUUUUUAUAAAUCAAAAUGCAAAAUAAAGCUUUUCUCUAUUUAGCAAA
Molecule: messenger RNA, 4977 nt
Organism: Hemicordylus capensis (graceful crag lizard)
Lineage: Eukaryota; Metazoa; Chordata; Lepidosauria; Squamata; Cordylidae
Gene: H6PD
Product: hexose-6-phosphate dehydrogenase/glucose 1-dehydrogenase
Exons: 6
Coding region: 706-3084 (792 amino acids)
Biological process (GO): glucose metabolic process; pentose-phosphate shunt; pentose-phosphate shunt, oxidative branch
Cellular component (GO): endoplasmic reticulum
Molecular function (GO): glucose-6-phosphate dehydrogenase activity; 6-phosphogluconolactonase activity; NADP binding
Source: RefSeq, a predicted model, not a curated record